UUCAACCCGGUCUCUGUAGAUGCCAAGCGCGACAUAGCAGUUUUACCGUAUUCUAGUGGGACUAGUGGUCUACCAAAAGGUGUAGUUUUGACGCACUACAACGUCGGUGCUAACAUUCUCCAACUAGAGCAUCCAGAACUGCAGUAUUAUUUUGAAGAGGGUACCACACUUCUUGGCGUGUUACCUUUCUUUCACAUCUAUGGGAUGGUUGUAGUCCUCUUCUCGUCACUGUAUGCAGGCAGCAAGGUUGUCUCCUUGCCAAGGUUUGAGCCCGAGCUCUUCCUCAAUGCAAUCUCCAAAUAUAAGACAGACAUUGUCAACAUAGUUCCUCCCCUCAUCAUUUUCCUUGCCAAGCAUCCCAUGGUGGAUGACUACGACCUGUCUUGCAUUAGGCAAAUAACCUCGGGGGCUGCCCCACUGGGUGGGGAUUUGGUUGAGGCUGCUCGAGCCAGAUUAAAGUGUGAUGUCAUUAGGCAGGCAUACGGACUCACAGAAACAAGUCCCGUGACACACAUGGUUCCUGCCUCACUCAGCAAGGAGAAACCGCAGUCCAUUGGAGUUCCGGUCAAAAGUACCGAUGUAAAAGUGGUGGACCCUGAAACCAACGAGACCCGGUCGACCGGAGAAGAAGGAGAGAUUUGGAUCAGAGGUCCCAACGUCAUGAAAGGCUACCUCAAUCUCCCGGACGCCACCAGGAACUGCAUCACUGACGAUGGGUGGUUUCGUACCGGGGACAUUGGCCACUUUGACGAGGACGGCUGGUUCUACAUCACAGACCGACUCAAGGAGCUGAUCAAGGUGAAGGGUCUGCAGGUGGCCCCGGCAGAGCUGGAAGCUCUCCUGGUGACCCACGAGAAGAUCGCCGAUGCGGCAGUCAUCGGAGUGGCCAACGAGAGACUGGGAGAGGCUCCGAGAGCCUACGUCGUGAAGAAAAACUCUAGUCUCCGGGAGAGAGAGGUUGAGGAGUACGUCGCUGGGAGGGUGGCCAAACACAAGCAUCUCGUAGGAGGGGUGGAGUUUGUUGAUGCCAUUCCGAAGUCUGCUUCUGGGAAGAUUCUGCGCCGUUUGUUGAAACAGAUUUAA
This is a messenger RNA of Geodia barretti, 1083 nucleotides long. The record is from the annotation of a GenBank genome assembly. NCBI's taxonomy places the organism in Eukaryota, Metazoa, Porifera, Demospongiae, Tetractinellida, Geodiidae.